CGUCACGUCAAUGUUGUCAUUUGUUGAUUUACACCUACCUACCUGUGCGGUAGUAUUUUAUACCUACUUAAAAUUUUAAAUUCUUUUAAUCAUUAAUUGAUUCCAUUAAUCUCCAUCAUUGUUAAAGAAGUUGCUUUUUAAAUAAAGGAAUUCGCGUUGACUGACCAGAGUCCGCGAAAUCCACUAAAAUAUCUAGAAACGAUAAGCCGGGCGUGUCCUAUAUUAUUGAAAAGGAAUUGUAACUGACGACGUCUACAAUGUCACAAACUAUAACUUUUGGUGACUCAUGUGCUCCUAUUACUUGUCAUGCUUGGAACAAGGAUAGAACACAAAUUGCUUUUUCACCAAACAAUAAUGAAGUCCACAUCUAUCAAAAAGAAGGCAGUGAUUGGAAGCAAACAAACAACCUUGUUGAACAUGACUUAAGGGUUAUGGGGAUAGAUUGGGCGCCAAACACCAAUCGAAUUGUGACAUGCUCUGUGGAUCGUAAUGCUUAUGUUUGGACCCAGGGACCUGAUGGGAAAUGGUCAACCACCCUUGUGCUUCUUCGUAUAAACCGUGCUGCAACCUGUGUAAAAUGGUCACCUAUGGAAAAUAAAUUUGCUGUCGGCUCUGGAGCAAGGUUGAUAUCCAUUUGUUAUUUCGAGAAGGAGAAUAAUUGGUGGGUAUCUAAGCAUAUUAAGAAACCUAUACGCUCGACUGUCACCUCUCUUGACUGGCAUCCCAACAACAUAUUGUUGGUUGCCGGUUCGGCUGAUUUUAAAGUUCGCGUUUUCUCCGCAUAUAUCAAAGAUAUUGAAGACCAGCCCGGACCAAAUGUAUGGGGAUCAAAAUUGCCUUUGGGACAGUUACUGGCAGAGUUCCCGAAUUCGCCAUCUGGAGGAGGUUGGGUUCAUAGCGUUUCAUUUUCUGCUGAUGGAAACAAAGUUGCAUGGGUGGGACACGACAGCUCCAUCAAUGUAGCCGAUGCUACACAGGGCAAAGCUGUCUUUAAACUUAAGACUGAAUAUCUGCCAUUUUUGGGAUGCAAUUGGAUAACAAACAAUUCAAUUGUUGUGGCAGGGCAUAGUUGCAUUCCAUUGUUGUAUGCUUAUGAUGAGAAAGAAGUUAAAUUUGUUGCUAAAUUAGACAACACUCAGAGGAAAGAGUCGGGAGGAUUGUCUGCUAUGAAGAAGUUUCAAUCGCUUGAUCGUCAAGCUCGUAUUGAGACCAACGAUACUCUCUUAGACUCCAUUCACCAGAAUGCUAUUACUCAUAUCAGCCUCUAUAAAGGGACAAAGGCUAACACUGAAAAGUUCAGCACUUCUGGUUUGGAUGGACAACUAGUCAUUUGGGACAUAGAUUCCCUGGAGAGGAAGAUAGAUGGGCUCAAAAUAUAAUGAAAUGGCUCCAAUGAAUUUAUAAUUUUAUUUAAGGAUAAUAAUAUAAUCGGUUUGCGUGCGAGUUCUGAAUUCACUCCUUUAAUAUAGAUAUAUUAACAGAAAUACGAAAAGCUGUGGAAAUUAUAACAUCGCAAUCACAGUCUGAUCAGUCUAGCUAGGAGAAAAAUAAGCCAAUACAGAGAUGAGUGACUUCAGUUGCACAAACAGUAAAAAUUUUCAAAUAUACAGAAUAAACUAUAAUUUAUAGAUACAACUUCUAUGUUUAUUUUUUUUUUAUUUAUUUUUUAAUUAUUAUACAAUUAUAAAUUUUAACUGAUCGUAAUAAAGUAAUAAGUUAUAUAAAUUAAAACAUACAACUACAGCCUAUUUAUAAUUAUUAUAGAUCACUUUUAAUACUACUGAAGUACUGAUUGCUGUCAAUGUUACAUUAAAAUUUAAGGAAUCAA
Galleria mellonella (greater wax moth) is the source of this 1828-nucleotide messenger RNA. It is a transcript of the gene Arpc1, whose product is annotated as actin-related protein 2/3 complex subunit 1A-A. Gene Ontology annotation, biological process: Arp2/3 complex-mediated actin nucleation. The transcript has 3 exons. Gene Ontology annotation, molecular function: actin filament binding. Lineage: Eukaryota; Metazoa; Arthropoda; Insecta; Lepidoptera; Pyralidae. Gene Ontology annotation, cellular component: actin cytoskeleton; Arp2/3 protein complex. Bases 258 to 1379 code for a protein of 373 amino acids. The record is from RefSeq and is a predicted model, not a curated record.